AUGGCUCUGGGUGGGGGAGCACUGGGAGCUGGAACGCACCAGUCCAAGUUCGUGACGUGGCAGUUCGACGGCGAGUACCGGGGCGCCGACUGCACGGCCACGCUCACGCUGGGCAACCCCGACCUGCUGAGCGAGGCCGUGAUCGUGGUGGCCCAUUUCCUGCAGAGCGUCACCCCCCGCCUGGUGCUGGGCGGCGAGCUGGUCUAUCACCGGCGCCCCGGCGAGGAGGGCGCCAUCGUCACCCUGGCGGGCAAAUACACAGCUCUCAAGUGGGUGGCGACGCUCAACGUGGGCUACGGCGGCGCCCACGCCAGCUACUACCACAAAGCCAACGAGCAGGUGCAGGUCGGGGUGGAGCUGGAGGCCAACACGCGGCUGCAGGACACCACGUUCGCCUUCGGCUACCAGCUCAACCUGCCCCAGGCCAACAUGGUGUUCAGAGCGCCUCCUCCGACAUGA
Nothoprocta perdicaria is the source of this 459-nucleotide messenger RNA. RefSeq names its product translocase of outer mitochondrial membrane 40 like (gene TOMM40L). NCBI's taxonomy places the organism in Eukaryota, Metazoa, Chordata, Aves, Tinamiformes, Tinamidae. Gene Ontology annotation, cellular component: mitochondrial outer membrane translocase complex; mitochondrial outer membrane. The coding region runs from base 1 to 459 and encodes 152 amino acids. The record is from RefSeq and is a predicted model, not a curated record. Gene Ontology annotation, molecular function: transmembrane protein transporter activity. Gene Ontology annotation, biological process: protein import into mitochondrial matrix. The transcript is spliced from 6 exons.